AUGACAGAAAAUUCUUCAUAUUCAUCAUUUACGUCUGAAACAGAGUUGCGUAUGUUGCCUUUGACAUGCUCAGGACAUACACGUCCAGUGAUGCAUCUAUCUUUUUCUCAUGGGAAUUCUAUGCUUCGAGAUGGUAUUACUGGUGAUUGGAUUGGUACAUUUUUGGGACAUAAAGGUGCUACAUGGUCAUCAAGGUUUAACAAAGAUGCUGAUAAGGCGGUGACUGGUUCUGCUGAUUUUUCUGCAAAAGUAUGGGAUACAUAUACAGGGAAUAUGUUACAAUCUUUUUCUCAUGAACAUAUUGUUCGAUCAGUAGAUUUUUCAUAUAAUUCAAAAGAAAUUGUUACUGGUGGUCAUGAGAAAAGGAUUCGUAUAUUUUCUUUAAAUUCACCUUUAACACCUAUUUUUGAUUUAUUAGGACAUAAAGGUACUAUUAAAAAUGUUACAUGGAUGGAUAAUGUCAUUAUAUCAUCUGGAGAUGAUGAAAAAGUACGUUGGUGGGAUCUUCGAAUGUUAAAAGAGGUAAAUACUUUUGAUGCAGGAGAGUUUGUUACAAAUUCUGAAAAAAGUCUUGGGGAAGAAUAUCUUUUAGUAGUAGCAGGCAAAAAAAUAUUUUUUGUUGAUUUUAAAACACAAAAAAGUGUAAAAACAAUUGUUACCGAAUAUGAUCUUUCUAGUGUAUCUCUUCAUCCUGAAAAGACUAAAUUUGUUACAGGUGGAAGUUCUCAACCUUGGGUUAGAGUUUAUGAUUUUAAAACAGAGAAACAAUUGAAUGUUUAUAAAGGACAUCAUGGGCCUAUACAUUGUGUUAGCUUUAGUCCUGAUGGUGGAUUAUACGCAACAGGUUCUGAGGAUGGUACGAUAAGAUUAUGGAAGUCACAGCAAGGUCCAUAUGGUCUAUGGCAAUAA
Molecule: messenger RNA, 909 nt
Organism: Pneumocystis murina B123
Lineage: Eukaryota; Fungi; Ascomycota; Pneumocystomycetes; Pneumocystales; Pneumocystaceae
Exons: 8
Coding region: 1-909 (302 amino acids)
Biological process (GO): spliceosomal snRNP assembly
Cellular component (GO): SMN complex
Molecular function (GO): RNA binding; protein binding
Source: RefSeq, a predicted model, not a curated record